AGGACAGGAAAGAAACUCAGAGAUGGAGGAAGCGAAGGAUCGCAGCUUAGAAGUGACACCGACAUGGGCUGUGGCCAUCGUCUGCUCCAUCUUCGUUCUUGCGUCCUUCGGUUUGGAGCGAUCCAUUCACUUCACUGGCAAGUGGCUGCAGCAGCGGGAAGAGAGAUCGAGAAGCAAACCGUUGUACCAAGCACUCGAAAAAAUCAAAGAAGAGCUUAUGCUUCUUGGCUUUGUGUCUCUCCUGCUCGCAUCUUUCGGAGAUGGAGUGACUCGCAUUUGCAGAUCGCCGACACGGCGUAUGAUCCCGUGCGAGGAAACGGAGGCCGAAGUUGACGAGAUCAGCAGGUUCAAUUGCCCCGAGGGUAAAGUUCCUUUCAUUUCCAAGUCCAGUUUGCAUAAGCUCCACAUUUUCAUUUUCCUGUUGGCGAUUGUUCAUGUGGUUUAUAGUUGCUUUACACUGUUACUUGGAAGAUACAAGGUCCAUUGCUGGGGAGUGUGGGAGAUUGAAGCGCAGAGGUCUGAAGAAGAAACAGCAUUACCAAGACUGAAUAGACAGCGGACGUUUUUGCACAAGCAUGCAAAGCCGAGAUACAUGUCGUCGCCGUUUUUGAGCUGGAUCGUCUGCUUUGCUCGACAGUUUGGCAGCUCUGUGACGCAAACUGAAUACACAGCUCUUCGUGUUGGGUUUCUGCAGAAGCACCGGCUGAGGCCAACGUUCGACUUCCAUCGCUACAUUCUUCGUGUUUUGCACGAUGAUUACAGAGAUGUUGUCGGGAUCAGUGGUCCACUGUGGCUUUUCGUGGUCACGUUUCUACUGCUUGAUAUCAAAGGCUGGAACACUUACUUUUGGAUCUCUUUCCUUCCUUUGGGUCUUCUACUUGUUAUUGGAGCAAAGCUACAGUAUGUGAUCAUGUCGCUAGCAGGAGAAGUUGUGAGGCAGCAGCAUGAUGAAGAAGCCACUGCUAAUCUCCGAGACGAUCUUUUCUGGUUCAAAAGGCCACAGCUCGUAUUGCAUCUUCUCCACUUUAUUCUCUUCCAGAACGCUUUUGAGCUUGCGUUCUUCCUGUGGAUUUGGAGAACACUUGGCUUUACGUCUUGUCUGAUGGAGAGGCUUGGAUUCGUGAUCACUCGAUUGGUCAUUGGGACUAUCGUCCAGGUCCUAUGCAGCUACAGUACGCUCCCGCUUUAUGCACUGGUGACACAGAUGGGGAGUCACUACAAGGCUGCCAUUUUCAAUGAACACGUACAGCAUGCUUUGAGCAGCUGGCACGCCCAAGCCAGGCACAGAGCCAAGCACCAUCUUUCCAUCCAAAACUCCGACGCGAGCCAGCCUCACUCUCAUGACCAGGCGGAGGAAGUCGAGCUCAAUCCAAGCAACACCACUUCUUCUGAGUGAUCAUACGACUGGUGAACAUGAUUCGGCUAUAGCAACUAGACUGGAUUUAUAACUAUUCAAGCGAUGCAGGAAGUCUAGCAAACGGAGAGAAAGAAAAAAAAGGGAAGAAAACGAGCAAGCAUUCGUAAGUGGUUUCCUGCUUUACCUUGCUUGGAAUAUAUCUCGAAGAGACGACCCCAGCAAGAAUCUAAGCACUUAAAAGAGGAAAUAAUGUAAACAAUCACCAAACUUC
This is a messenger RNA of Selaginella moellendorffii, 1628 nucleotides long. Its product is annotated as MLO-like protein 1. The coding region runs from base 23 to 1396 and encodes 457 amino acids. NCBI's taxonomy places the organism in Eukaryota, Viridiplantae, Streptophyta, Lycopodiopsida, Selaginellales, Selaginellaceae. Gene Ontology annotation, cellular component: membrane. The transcript is spliced from 15 exons. The record is from RefSeq and is a predicted model, not a curated record. Gene Ontology annotation, biological process: defense response.